CAGGCAUAGGUAGUAGGUACCUUGAGGUAAGACUCAACCACUUCAUAUCUUGAUAACCAGCAAAAACCCGCCAUAUCUCAGAAGUCCCAAUGGCGAAAGGCAAGGAACCAAAAGGUGUCCAGAACCGCAUCAUCUACUCUAGAGCAUCGUACCUCUAUCAAGCUGCCUCAUAUCUUACCAAACAUUCCUCAACUGGGCAAGAUGCUGCAGCAAAAUCAUCAGCCUCAAGCCACGGGCACAAGGUUUCCCCUCAAAUAAGAAACGAGGAAAAGGCGCUGAAGAAUUUGUCUCGUGAGGCCCUUUCAGACCUGCGAGCUGUGACUCUCAAAGCACAAAUACGGCGAAGUCCGGCUAUGAAGCAAACUAUUUGCAAGUUUUGCGACACUCUACUGGUCGAGGGUGACACCUGUACAUCAACCGUGGAGAAUGCGAGCAAAGGAGGGCGAAAGCCAUGGGCUGAUAUCUUAAAUAUCAACUGCAAGACUUGUGGUAAUGUCAAGAGAUACCCAGUCUGUGCCCCGAGACAAAAGCGGAAGCACAUGCGACCGCUUGAUUAUAAAGAAGGCACAGAACAUAGCAGCAAUGAAUUAAAAGUACAAGGGCCGGCUGCCCAGACAACACCACACGAAAGGCCCAUCUCGACACCAGGCCAAACGCCAGGCCAAACGCCGGGACCUUGAAGAAAACAAGAGGAAGCCAAGGUCGUUCCAGCAACGAAUAGACUGACGUCGUGCUCAAGGACCAAGCCCAGCUUAAGUUGUAUUCAGAGAAAUUACGUCAAGCCAGAGACUGGGAAAGCUGCUUGAGUCUUGACUCGAACAUUGAAACUGCACUUUUUCAGCUGCACUAGAACAUAUGUGUUCUCCGCUAUAUCCAUCGCAGUUCAAGCUUUCUAGCUGGAGGUUGCCAUCCUCUCAUAGCAUAUUUUUAUGCUGACAAUAGACUACAGACCAGGGCUUUUGGGAAGCCACCCGGCCUUCUUCUUAAGGCUGGGAGCACUGGAGAAGCUUAUAAAGAUAUCGAUGCUAUAAUUCUACCAAGCUCUUACACAUCAGUCAGCAGGAAGCAUAACUUCUUGCUGAGAGGAUGUUUUUUUUUUUU
Fusarium verticillioides 7600 is the source of this 1101-nucleotide messenger RNA. RefSeq lists its product as hypothetical. The transcript has a single exon. Gene Ontology annotation, biological process: tRNA processing. Lineage: Eukaryota; Fungi; Ascomycota; Sordariomycetes; Hypocreales; Nectriaceae. The record is from RefSeq and is a predicted model, not a curated record. The coding region runs from base 90 to 680 and encodes 196 amino acids. Gene Ontology annotation, cellular component: nucleolar ribonuclease P complex.